This is a messenger RNA of Leptopilina heterotoma, 3157 nucleotides long. RefSeq names its product piwi-like protein Siwi. Gene Ontology annotation, cellular component: P granule. Gene Ontology annotation, biological process: regulatory ncRNA-mediated gene silencing. The coding region runs from base 207 to 3137 and encodes 976 amino acids. Gene Ontology annotation, molecular function: protein binding; piRNA binding. The record is from RefSeq and is a predicted model, not a curated record. The transcript is spliced from 12 exons. NCBI's taxonomy places the organism in Eukaryota, Metazoa, Arthropoda, Insecta, Hymenoptera, Figitidae.
UUAUUCGUGUGUUAAUAGUCCUGUUGUGUCUUGUGUUCGUUCAGUGUCAGUGGCCAUUUUGAAAUUUUUACCAUCGUGGUGAGAGCUUUAUAUGCGCGCCGCGGAGAGAGAAAAAAAAACCGAGUUUUGUAUAGUUUUUGAAAGAAAAAUUUAAUCUCCUCGGGGAAAUUUUUCGUUUAAAAAAAUUAGUAAUAAUAAAAUAAAAUAUGCCAAAGGAUCAACAUCAAAGGGAACCCUAUCGGGCGAGAAAUCCGUACGAUCGUGAUUCUCGCGACCCGAGGGAAUAUUCACGAGACUCGAGGGAUUAUCCGAGGGAGUCGCGCGACUCGAGAGAUUAUCAUCAGCGAGAUCAUAGAGGAGGUGGGGGAGGAGGAGGAGGAGACUACUAUCAACAUCAGAGGGGAGGCGAUUAUCAGAGAGAUCAUUAUCGUGAUUCGCGCGAUAAUUAUCCAAGACAUUCGGAAUACAGUGGUAGCGGCAGCAGGGAUUACUACGACGAGGAGAUGUCGGAGCAAGGGAGCAGCGGUGGACGCGCGAUGGGAAGGAGUCGAGGUCGAGCCCGGCCUCCACAGCCGGUCGACAGAGAGCAAUCCGAGUCGUGGGCCAGGAAACCUGGUCCUGGAGGCGAUGCUGGUCCAUCUCGACAAGGAACACAGGGUGGCAGGGCCACUGAAAGAGUUUCGAAACCCCGUGAUGAGAGUGGCGGACGUGCUUCAGGUGGUUCCACUCCCCCUGGAACUACCACUCCACCUGGUGGAGGCACAGGAGAUACGGUUGCCGUUGGCAGAGGCGGAAUGAGAGGACGCAGACGCGUCAACGAAGCGGAAUGUUUACACACAAAACCCCCGGGAUGUACAACGAAACAAGGAACUUAUGGGCAGAAAAUUGAUUUGCAAGCAAAUUACUUCCAACUGAUGACAAAGAGCAAUAAACAUUGGGGUCUAUAUCAGUAUCGAAUUGAUUUCUCUCCCGAGGAAGAUCGUACGAUUGUACGAAAGGGUCUUUUACGAUUGCAUCGAGCGACACUCGGCGCAUAUAUUUUCGAUGGAACAGUCAUGUACACAAGUACAAAACUUCCGGAGGAGGGCCUUGAACUAUUCUCCACAAGACAAUCGGACGAGGUUCAGAUAAAAAUCAAUGUUAAAUUCACAACUGAACUUGCAAAAGGCGAUCACCAUUACAUUCAAUUUUUCAAUAUCAUCAUGAGAAAAUGUUUGGAUUACUUGAAACUGCAACUCGUUGGAAGAAACUUCUUCGACGCACAAAACAAGGUUUCAAUUAGAGAGCAUCGCUUAGAACUGUGGCCGGGAUAUUUGACGUCGAUCAGACAAUGCGAGUACAAUAUUCUUAUGUGCGCCGAAAUAACGCACAAAGUCAUGCGAGAGGAAACAGUUCUCGACAUGCUGGGACAAUUCUAUUCCUUGCACAAACAAGAAUACAAGACGCAUUUUGCUAAGGAAAUUAUGGGCCAAAUUGUAUUGACCGCAUACAAUAACAACACCUAUCGCAUUGAUGACGUCGACUACUCAGUGAAGCCAAAAUCCACAUUCAAAUUGAGAAAUGGCGAAGACAUUACUUACCAUGACUACUACAAUCAAAAAUACGGAAUUCGAAUUAGAAACGACUCGCAACCAAUGUUAGUGUCACGUGCCAAACCAAAGGAGCGUCGCGCUGGACAAGCUGAAUUAAUCUACCUGGUUCCCGAGCUGUGCCGAACAACUGGAAUCACGGACGAAAUGAGAUCGUCCUAUCAGACAAUGAAUGCACUCGCAACUCAUACAAAAUUGGAACCGAGAGCAAGAAUUGAACGUCUCAUGUCGUUCAACAGACGUCUACUUAGCGAGCAGAAAAUCGCCGAUGAAUUGAAUGACUGGGGUUUGAAAUUGGACAACAAGCUCGUUCAACUACCCGGCCAUGUUAUUCCCAAGGAGAAAAUCAUAAUGGCCAAUGGAAUUACAUUGACGCCAAGGGGCAACAAUUGGGACGGGGAAGUUCGAUCAAACGAAAUGCUGGUCACGUGCCACCUUAAAGACUGGAUAAUUAUCAGUACAUCGCGAAUGAAGCGCGACACGCAGGAAUUGGUGAAUUGUAUAAUGCGCGCAUCUCAAGGAAUGAGAUUCCGCGUUGAACAGCCGAGAGUAAUGGAAAUUCAACAAGAUCGUACGAAUUUCUACACGGACAAAUUGGAAGAGGUCAUGUCCCGUUCCAAUCCACAAUUAAUGAUGUUCAUUGUUCCGAACAACAAUUUGGAUCGUUAUUCAGCGAUUAAGAAAAAAUGCUGCGUCGAUCGCCCGUGUUUGAGUCAAGUUGUACUCACGAAGACAAUUUUCUCCAAGGGACGGCCAAAUUUAACCGCCGCUACUAAAAUCGCAAUUCAAAUGAAUUGUAAACUCGGUGGCGCCGGUUGGACCGUGGAAAUUCCGGGCGGUAACAUUAUGGUCGCUGGCUUUGAUGUCUGUCACGACAAAACAACUCGUGGUCGUGAUUUUGGCGCAUUAGUGGCGUCGUUGGACAACAAUUUCAGUCGGUACUUUAGCGCAGUGAGUGCGCACACAUCCGGAGAGGAAUUGUCAAACGAUUUAGGUGUGAAUAUGUGCAAAGCUGUGAGAAAAUAUCAAGAGGUGAAUAACAGAUUACCCUCGACAAUUAUUUUCUACCGCGAUGGUGUGGGCGAGGGACAAAUUCCAUUUGUCCACGAAAUCGAAGUCGAAGAGUUGAAAAUCAAAUUGGCUGGCGUCUAUGGCGGUGAAAUUAGUAACGUUCGAUUGGCAUUCAUCAUUGUCACGAAGAAAAUCAACACGCGCUUCUUCCAUCAAAAUAACAAUGCACCGGCGGGAACCGUCGUCGACGACGUUGUCACGAACCCGGCACGCUACGACUUCUUCCUGGUGUCACAAGGCGGAGGCAAGGGAACAAUUGCACCAUCGGCGUACAGUAUUAUUUCCGAUACAUCCGAAUGGGGUCCCGAUAAAAUACAAAGAAUGACCUACAAAUUAACACAAAUGUAUUACAAUUUCGCCGGUGCCGUGAAAGUGCCAGCUCCCUGUCAAUACGCACACAAAUUGGCCGCACUCGUCGCCCAAGCAAUUCAACGACCACCCAGCGGACAACUCGAGACGCUUCUUUAUUAUUUAUAAAAAAAGGAGAACGUGAGCGA